Messenger RNA from Arabidopsis lyrata subsp. lyrata, 1447 nucleotides. Its product is annotated as protein trichome birefringence-like 45. The record is from RefSeq and is a predicted model, not a curated record. The transcript is spliced from 5 exons. Gene Ontology annotation, molecular function: O-acetyltransferase activity. NCBI's taxonomy places the organism in Eukaryota, Viridiplantae, Streptophyta, Magnoliopsida, Brassicales, Brassicaceae. Gene Ontology annotation, cellular component: Golgi apparatus. Bases 145 to 1332 code for a protein of 395 amino acids.
ACCCGACCCCAUAUUUUUCGUCCUUUAAAAAGAUGGAGUCCUCAGAUCAAAACAUUACGUAUUAGUAAGUUCCAUGCAAAGGACGAACAUUAUAUAAUAACAACUUCUCUUCUUCUCUCUCUUUCUUUUUCUCAAGCUUCUUUAAUGGCGGCUGUUCAAUGUCUCACUUUCCUCUUCUUGUUUCUUCUCCAAAACGCCACGUCAGCUUCACCUCUCCCUUUCUUCCGGCGGCCGAACCAAAGCAACUUCGCCAAGCAUCCUCGCCGGAAUCCGGUGGUUCUGCCGGUGAAUCACAGUAGUUGUGAUCUGUUCGCCGGAGAGUGGGUGCGGGACGAGACAUACCCACUUUACCGGGCUAAAGAAUGCGGUGGAGGAAUCAUAGAUCCGGGAUUUGACUGUCAGACGUACGGCAGACCGGACUCCGACUACCUCAAGUUCCGGUGGAAACCAUUCAACUGCAAUGUCCCUAGAUUCAAUGGGGUGAAGUUUCUACAAGAAAUGAGGGACAAAACGAUAAUGUUCGUUGGUGAUUCGUUGGGUAGAAACCAAUGGGAGUCGUUGAUCUGUAUGAUCUCUUCAUCAGCACCGUCCAUUAAUACACACAUCAUUCAUGAAGAUCCUCUCUCUACCUUCAUGAUCCUUGACUACAACGUGAAAGUGUCAUUCUAUAGAGCUCCUUAUCUUGUAGACAUAGACAAAAUUCACGGAAAGACAACUCUUAAACUCGACGAAAUCUCUGUCGAUGCAUCGACCGCUUGGCGCACAGCCGACGUUCUAUUGUUCAACACUGGUCACUGGUGGAGCCACACAGGGUCUUUACGAGGGUGGGAGCAGAUGGAGACAGGAGGGAGAUAUUACGGCGACAUGGAUAGGUUAGUGGCGUUGAGAAAAGGACUAAGAACAUGGUCUGGUUGGGUCCUUCGUUAUAUCAAUUCGCCUCUCACUAGAGUUUUCUUCCUCUCCGUCUCACCCACACACUACAACCCAAACGAGUGGACCUCAAGAUCAAAAACUUCAACGAUAACUCAGGGAGCCAAAAGCUGCUACGGGCAAACGACACCGUUUAGCGGAACAUCGUAUCCAACAAGUUCUUACGUAAACCAAAAGAAAGUUAUUGACGACGUUGUUAAAGAGAUGAAGUCUCAUGUCUCAUUGAUGGAUAUAACUAUGCUCUCUGCUCUUCGCGUCGACGGUCAUCCUUCCAUAUAUAGUGGAGAUCUCAACCCUUCUCUAAAAAGAAAUCCUGACCGUUCUUCUGAUUGUAGCCAUUGGUGUCUUCCUGGUCUCCCUGAUACUUGGAACCAAUUGUUUUAUGCUGCUUUGUUGUAUUAAUAUUUGAUUAACCAAGAUCAAGCAAGAUCAAGCAAAUAUAUAGUUUCCUAAUUUUUAUUUGUAAGUUCACUAAGUUUGUUACGUUUAAUCAAACAUAUAAUUGUGAUUGGUGAAA